UUUAGACUUGAUCCUGUAGUAAAAUGGUCCUGUAAGUGAAAGAAGAUGGGGUCUGGCUGCCUAAAAGUCACCAAGUACUUCCUCUUCCUCUUCAAUCUCCUGUUCCUCAUCCUGGGCGCUGUCAUCCUGGGUUUUGGAAUAUGGAUUCUGGCCGACAAAACCAGUUUCAUUGCGGUUCUACAGAUGUCAUCUCCCUCCGUGAAGACUGCUGCAUACAUCCUCAUCGGUGUUGGAGCUCUCACCAUGCUGAUGGGGUUCCUGGGCUGUCUUGGAGCAGUCAAUGAAAUCCGAUGUCUCUUGGGUCUGUACUUCACCUGCCUGAUGGUAAUCCUUAUAACUCAGGUUGCUGCUGGGCUUGUCAUCUAUUUCCAGAAAGAAAUGCUGAAAGAAGAGUUGUCCCACAUAGCUGGAAGACUGAUUGAAAAUUAUGACCCUAUGAAUGAUGACCAGAGGAACUUACAAGUUGCAUGGGACUAUGUGCAAACACGGGUUGCCUGCUGUGGCUGGACUGGAGCAAAGGACUGGGAAAAGAAUGAGAAACUUAUCAACGAAAGCAUGACUGCGUAUCCCUGUUCCUGCUCCAAUAGCUCCAAGGACGUUCAGGCAGAGAGUGGUUUCUGUAACCUGGAUGUCCCUGUCAAUGGCACUGCAACAUCCGCUGACUGGCCUGUUUACGAGCAGGGAUGCAUGGAUGGUGUAGAGGAGUGGUUGAAGGACAACCUUGGUAUCAUUCUUGGAGUCUGCACUGGUGUUGCUGUUAUAGAGCUGCUGGGGAUGAUACUGUCCAUUUCACUCUGCAAGAACAUACACAGUGAAGACUACACCAAAGUGCCCAAGUCUUGAGUUGGCUGACUCCAGAGCUACAGCACCAUGGAGAAAGGAGCAAACAGAACAUUCCUGCCUCAUACCCAGACUGUCCAACCAUUGACCAUUAUUCCUGUGGCAUCCCACUUCUGAUACCACUCUGCUAAGAACUCUUAGAGCUGCAAAACAGCCUGAUAUUCUGGCAAUAGGGCCCUUGGGCCACCUGCAUCCUGCCUCUGGAUUAUUUCUACUUCAAGAAGCAGAACUUAACUGUCUCAUAUCACAUGAGACACCGAUUAACCUGAGGGGACAAUGCUUUUGCUGCCUGCUCCAUGUUAAACGAUACUAUUCAUAUCUCCAUUCUGUAACCCACUGGGCCUAACAUACAGUAACUCCUCUCCCACCUUGGUUCUCCUCCCACACAUCUUUCCCCCUACCCCCAGAAGUCCCAUCUCUUUGUCCCAUGAGCCAGGAUUGCUGUUGAGAUUCCAGUGCUUUGGUAGCUUCACCUACUUCACUGACGUGUGGUGGUAACUAGCUAUGCUUUAUAGGCCUUCUUCUCCCUUGCAGUUAACCUGACUCAGCUCCUACUAUGCAUCUUCCAGCCUAGACUCUCAUGUGAAAUGUCGAGUGCUGCCCUCAUUCUCACUUCUCCUGCUUUUGGAGUUAGCUAUGCCUUGCCUUCAGUGGAGGUCUUCCCUCUGAGCGUGAUGAGAAGCCACCAGGAGGGAACCAAGCCUACCUAUUCCUAGUGUGGCCUGGCAGAUUAUGGUGGUGCUCAGCUGCUUCUGGAAUGGGUCCCUUGGGUCUGGAUUUGACACUUAACAUGUUUCUCCCACUUGCCUCUUUUUCCUCUCCCCCUAGCUCUGCUUUGCUGGCUCCCGUCAGCUUGGAGACACUUCAGAGCCUGCUGCAUAGUGUGGACUCAGCCCCAGGCUGGCUCUCCUGGUUGCAUUCUUGGGUUGCCAACUUUUAUAGCGGUUACGAUUAACUUCGUUCUUCCCCUGCCCCCUUUAUGGACAUAAAAGUUGUUAGCUGUGGUUUUUAAUUAUGAAUAUAGAAGAAUCUGACUGGAUUGCUGAUGCUGUAUAUUGGAGCUAUCACUGCUACCAGUGCCCGGUUUAGGUUCUGUAGUUUGGAUACAAGGAUAAGUUGCUUUUAUUUCAGUUGGCCAGUCUUCUGACUCCACUGUGGUCUGGAGCCAUGGCUGCAUCCUGAGCUCUGUCUCGAGUGUAAACACUGCAGCAGAUAAGUAGCUGGUUCUGCAGUCGUGCAGGCUGGGUGGUUUCUGUACUUAAUGGCCGGGCUGUUCGCUCUAUUCAGCCAGUGGCCAGCACCAAGGAGUGGUGUAGAGC
Molecule: messenger RNA, 2159 nt
Organism: Egretta garzetta (little egret)
Lineage: Eukaryota; Metazoa; Chordata; Aves; Pelecaniformes; Ardeidae
Gene: CD82
Product: CD82 molecule
Exons: 9
Coding region: 46-843 (265 amino acids)
Cellular component (GO): membrane
Source: RefSeq, a predicted model, not a curated record